GUGUUGGCCUUGGUCGGAAGACACCAGCAGACAAUGAGUUCCAAUGACACCCUUUUUGGGCUCUUCCUCACCAUUCAGACUGGUGUUGGUUUCAUGGGGAAUGGCUUGCUGUUUACAUUCUACAUGUACACCUUCUUAAUUCUCCCUCGUCAGAAGAAUCCUGCCAAUGGGAUCCUUGUCCACCUGACUUUGGCUAACGUUCUGAUCCUCUUAUUCAGUGGCGUUCCACAUACAGUCUUUUCAUUUGGAAUGAGGCCUGCAUUAGAUGAUAUUGGGUGUAAAAUAGUGCUCUAUGUUCAGAGAUGUACCCGAGGUAUUUCUCUGAAUACAACCUCCCUCCAGUGUACAUUUCAGGCAGUGACUAUUGCUCCAAACAACUCUAAAUGGGUCUGGCUCAAGAAGACAAUCUCCACACUCAUUCAACCCUCUUUAGUUUUCUUCUGGGUCAUCAACAUGGUCAUCUAUCAUGAUGCUAUCGUAAACAUUGUGGCCCGAUGCAGUAUCACUCAUGCUACAUGUGGGUAUUAUACUCAGAUUUGUAGAGUCAUGUCAUGUGAUCCCCAGGUAGGAGUAACAAUUAUUAGUACAAUAUUCAUUCAGGAUUUGUUCUUUCUCUUCCUAAUGGCAUGGAGUAGUGUCUACAUGAUGACCGUUCUUUCCAGACACCACAAGACAGCCAAGCUCAUCCGCAGUAGCUUCUCUUCUUCACGAAGCUCCCCUGAACACAAAACUAACAUUAUUCUCAUAUUCAUUUGCUGCUUUAUUUCCUUUUACUGUACCAACAGCUUUCUUACUGCUUAUUCAGAGCUAGGAAACAGGAGAAGUUGUCAGCUGUACAACGUGCAUACCGUUAUUUCUUCAUGUUAUCCAACCAUCUGUCCUUUUGUACUGAUUAAAAAUGAGAAUAGAAUUUCCAGAGUGAAUUUCAUCAGAACAUGGACCAGAGUUUUUUCUCCUUAA
This is a messenger RNA of Pteronotus mesoamericanus, 960 nucleotides long. RefSeq names its product vomeronasal type-1 receptor 3-like. The record is from RefSeq and is a predicted model, not a curated record. Gene Ontology annotation, cellular component: membrane. Gene Ontology annotation, molecular function: pheromone receptor activity. Lineage: Eukaryota; Metazoa; Chordata; Mammalia; Chiroptera; Mormoopidae. Gene Ontology annotation, biological process: G protein-coupled receptor signaling pathway.